Molecule: messenger RNA, 1440 nt
Organism: Aspergillus wentii DTO 134E9
Lineage: Eukaryota; Fungi; Ascomycota; Eurotiomycetes; Eurotiales; Aspergillaceae
Product: short chain dehydrogenase/reductase family
Exons: 4
Coding region: 225-1013 (262 amino acids)
Molecular function (GO): oxidoreductase activity
Source: RefSeq, a predicted model, not a curated record
GGCGUCACCCGUCGGACUAUAUAGUACUCCGACUCCCGCAUGCCUCGGCACGUUUCCCUCACUGCGUAAUCUCGGGGAGUCGGGUAUGCCAUCAUCGAAGGUAUAUGAGGAGUUGCUGGUGGCUCCUCUCCAACAUGGUUCAUUUACAUCCACUUGACUGAUCCUGCUUUAUUUUUUUUGUGGAUUUGUUCUUUAUCUUUUCCUGAAAUAAUAAUAGUGAUAUCAUGGACUCACAGUCGCUUUUUGAUGUCAAGGGCAAAGUGGUGCUGGUCACCGGCGGAGCCAAAGGCAUCGGUCGCAUGAUCUCCGAAGGAUUUGUAUCGAACGGCGCCACUGUUUAUAUUUCGUCUCGAGAUGCAAAGGCGUGCGACCAAGCGGUAAAAGAACUUAAUGCGCUUGGCAAGGGCAAAGCGCAUGCCAUCCCAGCCAAUUUCUACAAGGAAGAAGAAUGCCAGAAGUUGGCGGAGGAGCUUGCAAAGAGAGAAGGCAAACUUCACGUCCUUGUCAAUAACUCCGGCUCGAACUGGGGCGCCCCCUACGAUCAAUACCCAUCCUCUGCCUGGACCCGAGUCCUCACACUCAACCUCCAUCGGGUCUUUGACCUCACCAGACUUGUCACGCCACUCUUGGAGAAGGCAGCUACACCAAACGAUCCCUCCCGUAUUAUCAACAUCGGAAGCGUUGAUGGACUGAGAGUCCCGGCCCUGGAGACAUUUGCUUACAGCGCUAGCAAGGCUGGCUUGCACCACCUUAGUCGAGUGCUUGCAAACCACCUUGGAAGAAGAAAUAUAACCUCGAAUUCGCUGGCUUGUGGCCCGUUCGAAAGUAAGAUGAUGGCUGCCACUCUCGAGGCUCACAGAAAGAGUAUCGAGGCGGGUAUUCCAUUGGGUCGUAUUGGUACUCCCGAGGAUGUCGCAGGUUCUUGCUUGUUCCUGAGCAGCCGAGCUGGCUCGUAUGUGAAUGGAGCGACAAUCACAUUAGAUGGUGGAAGUGUCGUUGGUUCCAAGCUGUAAGCGAUAGGCAAUACGAUUGAUUCCACUGAAAAUGGCCAAAUAGGGUAUAGUUUUGCUGCUAUUUAAGUUGUUAUCACAUCUGCAAGGAUGUGCUGCAGCAUGCUUUCUGUGACUAUAAUUAUACGAACAAUCUGGAGCUUGGCUUUUGCUUUUUUGUCCAUCUUAUCGUCGAUACAUACUAACCUAAGCUUUCCAUUGUCUCUUCAUUUGCCAUGGUGUAUGACUACACGGACUGCGACUGGGAGAUUAUGUUUGUCAAUCUUAAAGCAAAUCCAGUAUGUGAAUGCACUUUGGGUCAUGGUAUGACGUGCUGUGAGCGACAAUAAGCGGCUGUCUUUUGAAAGUUUAAAGCCUAGCACUGCUCACGGACAUCUUACACAGGUGAUCUCGUAUCUGCAUGAAAAUCUCAGGAGUUUACUGUUUCAUC